Racocetra fulgida is the source of this 396-nucleotide messenger RNA. The record is from the annotation of a GenBank genome assembly. NCBI's taxonomy places the organism in Eukaryota, Fungi, Glomeromycota, Glomeromycetes, Diversisporales, Gigasporaceae.
AUGCAUCAAAAACAUGGUUAUGAACAGGUUUAUGAACUUCGUAAAGACUGCUGCAAAGGACCCGGUGGUCCAGGAUGGCAAAACGAUACUCGCGGUCCUGCUCUUCAAGAUGCGCAUAUAUUAGCAAAUAUCCAUUCUUCAGAAGAAUGUUGUGAAGAAUGUAUUAAAGAUCCAAAUUGUAUUCAAUGGGAUUAUGGAAAAAGUCCUAUUGGAGGUGCUGUUGAUUUUAGUAAACUUCAAUGUUUUAUUUACCAUAAUAAAAGACAUGUAGAUUCACCUGAUAUUUGUGAAACAUAUGCACAACCACAACAACCUGUAACUGAUAGAGCCUAUGAAGGUGGGGUUAUUCGUUGUUUAGAUAGAGGUUGUUUAGUUCCUAAAAAAGUUCGCUACUGA